This is a messenger RNA of Pteropus alecto (black flying fox), 213 nucleotides long. RefSeq names its product keratin-associated protein 20-1-like. The record is from RefSeq and is a predicted model, not a curated record. NCBI's taxonomy places the organism in Eukaryota, Metazoa, Chordata, Mammalia, Chiroptera, Pteropodidae. Bases 1 to 213 code for a protein of 70 amino acids. The transcript has a single exon.
AUGAGCUACUACGGCAGCUACUACGGAGGCCUGGGCUACGGCUGUGGAGGCUUCAGUGGCCUGGGCUGUGGCUAUGGCUGCGGACUGGGCUACGGCUGUGGCUACAGAGGCUAUGGAUGUGGUUGCUAUGGGCCCUCUUGUUAUGGAGGCUACGGGUGUGGCUACUGGAGUCCAUGUUCCUAUGGAAGAUACUGGUCUUGUGGAUUCUACUGA